CCGAGACAUUCAAUAGUACGUGAUCAAUAUCAUCAGGAAGCAUGACUGUCCCAGCUGCGUUUAAGCUUCUCCUUCUCGCUGGUCUCCUUGCCGGAGUCUUCGCCCAGGAUUUCGAGGACAGUGCGGCACAGUCGUCGAAAGAGGAUGUAGCCGAGUCCGAGCGGCGUGAGGCUGAGGCAAGGCUGUUCCACAAGCAGGCCGAAAAUGCCGUAUACAAUUUCACUACCAUCCUCGUCGACAGUAUAAUGGAUGUGACCCAGGGAAGGAUAGAAGUCAGGGAUGGUGUACGCGUUGAGGGAAAAUACUGGUACAGCAAUGGGGUCGAGAAGCGAACGGUCGUCUACGUUUCUGACGAAAACGGAUACAGAGUAAUCUCGGAUACGACCGAGCUUCUUGCCGAGAAACCUAAUUUCGACGCUAACGGACGGAUCUCUGUCCACACGAAUAUUGCCGGUCAAGACUUCUCAUACACCAUUAGCGCGGACGAUAUCGCCCGCUAUAAAGAGGACGCCGAAAGAAAAGCCCUAGUUUAAGGAUACCGGUAAUUGCCUCUUGACGAAUCUUAGUUCAUCACGGUUGUUCAAUAAA
Molecule: messenger RNA, 588 nt
Organism: Neodiprion virginianus
Lineage: Eukaryota; Metazoa; Arthropoda; Insecta; Hymenoptera; Diprionidae
Exons: 3
Coding region: 42-533 (163 amino acids)
Source: RefSeq, a predicted model, not a curated record